This is a messenger RNA of Penicillium daleae, 717 nucleotides long. RefSeq names its product putative flavoprotein. Gene Ontology annotation, cellular component: phosphopantothenoylcysteine decarboxylase complex. Gene Ontology annotation, biological process: coenzyme A biosynthetic process. Gene Ontology annotation, molecular function: FMN binding; phosphopantothenoylcysteine decarboxylase activity. The record is from RefSeq and is a predicted model, not a curated record. NCBI's taxonomy places the organism in Eukaryota, Fungi, Ascomycota, Eurotiomycetes, Eurotiales, Aspergillaceae. The transcript has 3 exons. The coding region runs from base 1 to 717 and encodes 238 amino acids.
AUGUCACGGGCAAGCUCAAUAGCUCCAGCCGAAGCCGUUGCAGCUGCAAUGGACGACGGCAAAAAGCACCUCCUCUUAGCUGCGAGUGGCUCCGUCGCAACUAUUAAGCUUCCCAACAUAAUAUCCGCCCUCUCAAAUUACCAGAACCUAUCCAUCAGAGUGAUUCUGACCAAAUCCGCCACACACUUCCUCAACGGUCAAUCCCAAGAACAACCCACCGUCGAAUCCCUCGCUGCUCUCCCCCACGUCGACGGAAUAUAUCAGGAUAAAGAUGAAUUAGGGGAGUCCUGGACUCGUGGCGCGGGCAUCUUGCAUAUCAAUCUACGCAAGUGGGCUCAUAUCUUGGUCAUUGCGCCGCUGAGCGCGAACACGCUGGCGAAGAUCGUCAACGGGAUGUCGGAUAACCUGUUGACGGAUACAAUUCGGGCAUGGGAUACGUCGGGGCAACUGGAUGGAAUGAAAAAGCGGAUUGUGGUGUUUCCGGCUAUGAAUGUGGCUAUGUGGUUGCACCCGGUUACCGCGCAACAAAUAAGAGUGUUGGAAGAAGAUUGGGGUGUUAAAGAUGGUGGAGAUGAGAAUGAAAAUGGCGAAGGGUGGUUCGAGGUCUUUACGCCUAUUGGGAAAAUGCUCGCAUGCGGAGACAUUGGAAUUGGAGGAAUGCGAGAAUGGACCGAAGUUGUCUCCAUUAUUGAAGAAAGACUGGCACUAACUACCUGA